GUUUGGCGGACUACUCAAGGAUGAAGUUUAGAAAUGUGGACUGGGUGCUCAAAAUAGAUGAAGACAACGAGUUCUAUCUGCACCUCAAAGACAUCAGUGGUCGUCUACCUCCUAACCCCUCAUUCUAUCCGCGACUUGUAGAGGACGAGCAGUUUGACUUUUUGAGAAUCCCUCCCGAAAUCCAGCUGAUGGUUUUGCGUCAUCUGCCGUCGUCUGAUCUUGGCUCAUGCCGUCUUACAUGUCGCUUCUUAGACAGACUUAUUAAGGGGAACUGGAAUAACUUGAAGCCGCGCAAUAUCGGUGUUGUUGAAUUCACUCCAGGUGGCGAUGUCGGAUGCUUGAAAGGAUUCAUACGCUUCUAUUACAAGCGAAAACUGGAAUCUUUCAACAAUGUCGUCAUAUUUGUCCUUAUUUCAUUUUAUGGCGAAUUUACGAUCCCAAGGAUCCAAUCUCUCACGCAAAUAUUGAAUCAGUCGCGAAUAUCCAUCAAAAAGAUUGUCAUCUGUAACACUCCAUGUAGUUGUGAAUUGGAACAUUUGAUAGCUCUCAUAGAAAAUGCACAUGCUGAGUGUUUGAUCAUCGAUGUAUGUGGUAGGAUUGAUUUAGGAAAGAAGCUCGCAAAGGAUCCUGUAGUAAAGAGACUCCAAGGUGUGCUCAUCUAUUCAAAUGGAGAUGAGGCUAGUUACUUCACGGCGAAAACGUUUAUCGACUAUGAGUCAUUCAGUCUCGCAGAUAUGCGCGAAGUGAUGGAAGUAAGCUUUUGCCACAUCUGA
Cylicocyclus nassatus is the source of this 773-nucleotide messenger RNA. The record is from the annotation of a GenBank genome assembly. NCBI's taxonomy places the organism in Eukaryota, Metazoa, Nematoda, Chromadorea, Rhabditida, Strongylidae.